CCAAAGGAGCACUCUCUCCACUGGAAUUGCAGGCUCUUUCUUCCCCAAUUUGUGAUCGAAGAGAGUGAAGAAAAUGGCGAUCGGUCAGUUCAAGGCAGAGACUUUGUUCGAUUUGAUGAAGCAUCACUUUGAAACCGAAGAGGGUAAACAACUUUGCAAGAAAGUUAAUCUCGUUUACCAGAUCAAUCUCGCACCCAAGAAAAUUGGGAUCGAUGAGGUCUGUUAUACUAUUGAUCUGAAGAAUGUGAAGGUCUUCAAAGGAACAUUGGAAGGAGAAGAAAAGCCUGAUGCCACAUUUUCCUUCAAGGAAGAUGAUUUUGUCAAAAUUGCAUUUGGAAAGAUGAAUCCCCAGAUUGUUUUCAUGAGGUUGGUUUACACCUCUUAAUUUUUCUAAGUCAAAUUGAUCAAAG
This is a messenger RNA of Humulus lupulus (European hop), 410 nucleotides long. RefSeq names its product sterol carrier protein 2-like. Lineage: Eukaryota; Viridiplantae; Streptophyta; Magnoliopsida; Rosales; Cannabaceae. The coding region runs from base 74 to 385 and encodes 103 amino acids. The record is from RefSeq and is a predicted model, not a curated record. Gene Ontology annotation, cellular component: cytosol. The transcript has 3 exons.